AUGGACACAUGCAGUGCUUCAGAAAAUCCCCUCACAGGGUCACAUGACCCUUCCUUCCACGCAACUCCGCUCGACUCGACGCCCGUGAGUCGUUCUGUUACCAUGGUGCAGAUCGUUAAACUGACCGUCAGCGAUGUGAGGUUUCCGACCUCUUUGGAGCAACAUGGCUCAGACGCAAUGCAUACAGAUCCGGACUACUCAGUCGCGUACGUUGUUCUGGACACCGAUGGCGGGUUGAAAGGCUACGGGCUGACGUUUACCGUGGGGAGAGGCACAGAGAUCGUGGUUUGUGCUGUGGAGGCCUUGUCAGGACUGGUGGUGGGCAAAUCCUUAGAAGAGAUUGUGAGUGACUUCCGUGGAUUCUACCGCCUCCUCGCCAGUGAUGGCCAGAUGCGAUGGAUUGGCCCAGAAAAAGGAGUGAUCCAACUGGCCACCGCUGCGGUGCUGAAUGCUGUGUGGGAUCUCUGGGCGAGGGCAGAGGGCAAGCCACUAUGGAAGCUGCUUGCGGACAUGGAUCCGCGACAGAUCGUCUCAUGUAUUGACUUCAGGUACAUCACCGAUGCCCUAACAGAGCAGGAAGCUCUAGACAUGCUCAUCAAAGCACAAACCGGAAAGCAGCAGAGAGAGGAUCGAAUGCUGAACGAGGGCUACCCUGCCUACACCACAUCCUGUGCCUGGCUGGGAUAUUCAGACCACCAGCUCAAACAGUUGUGUACGGAUGCCCUCAACAGUGGCUGGACCAGGUUUAAGGUAAAGGUCGGCGCUGACCUGGAGGACGACAUACGCAGAUGCAGUCUCAUAAGGCGGAUGAUUGGGCCUGACAACACUUUGAUGAUUGACGCCAACCAGAGAUGGGAUGUAGGAGAGGCCGUCAGCUAGGUGUCCAGACUGGCUGAGUUCAGGCCGCUGUGGAUCGAGGAACCCACCUCUCCUGAUGACAUACUGGGACACGCUGCCAUCUCUAAGGCCCUCGCUCCACUGGGAAUCGGUGUGGCCACAGGGGAGCAGUGUCACAACAGGGUGAUGUUUAAGCAGUUCCUCCAGGCCUCCGCCCUGCAGUUUGUCCAAAUAGACAGCUGUCGAAUGGGCAGCGUGAAUGAGAACUUGGCUGUGCUUCUGAUGGCCAACAAGUUUCAAGUCCCCGUGUGUCCUCACGCUGGAGGAGUCGGUCUGUGUGAGCUGGUUCAGCAUCUCAUACUGUUCGACUACAUCUCUGUGUCUGCAGAUCUCAGCAACCGAAUGUGUGAAUAUGUGGACCACCUCCAUGAGCACUUCUCCAGCCCUGUUAUGAUUCGUGAUGCCCGCUACAUGCCCCCCAAGGAUCCAGGUUAUUCUUGUGAGAUGCUGGCAUCCUCAGUGCAGACACACCAGUACCCCCAAGGUGACGUAUGGAGACGGCUCUUAAGCAAAUGAGCAAAAUACAAGAAUUUAACAGAGGCUGCCAUUAACCGAUUUGGA
Messenger RNA from Lampris incognitus (smalleye Pacific opah), 1458 nucleotides. RefSeq names its product enolase superfamily member 1 (gene enosf1). Gene Ontology annotation, molecular function: L-fuconate dehydratase activity; magnesium ion binding. Gene Ontology annotation, biological process: amino acid catabolic process; carbohydrate catabolic process. The transcript is spliced from 16 exons. The record is from RefSeq and is a predicted model, not a curated record. Lineage: Eukaryota; Metazoa; Chordata; Actinopteri; Lampriformes; Lampridae.